Messenger RNA from Polyodon spathula (Mississippi paddlefish), 713 nucleotides. RefSeq names its product calmodulin-regulated spectrin-associated protein 3-like. The record is from RefSeq and is a predicted model, not a curated record. Gene Ontology annotation, cellular component: microtubule minus-end. The coding region runs from base 291 to 713 and encodes 140 amino acids. Gene Ontology annotation, molecular function: microtubule minus-end binding; calmodulin binding. Gene Ontology annotation, biological process: cytoplasmic microtubule organization; negative regulation of microtubule depolymerization. NCBI's taxonomy places the organism in Eukaryota, Metazoa, Chordata, Actinopteri, Acipenseriformes, Polyodontidae. The transcript has 2 exons.
UCGGGAACAGCAGUCUGAAUUUGACCUGCGGUCUGCAUAAUGCGACCCGGCAUCAAAGGAAACACGGGCGGGCUGGAAACAUGCUCCAGAUACUAACACCUCCGAGCUACAAACCUGGCGCAACUGCUGGUUCUUGACGAGGAUUGGGUUUUUUUUUGUAUAAAUAUUUUGUAUAUAAGCCGAUGCCCCAGCGCUUUCCUUGGCUUCCCUGCAUUCAGCUGACAGGAAUGAAAGCACAGCUGUUUGGUUGACUUGCAAUACGAAAACACGUUUUUUUUUUUUUCUUUGCUAUGGUGGAUGUGAAUGCAAUGAGAAAGACAUACAUGGUACCGGAGAUCAAGCCUUUGGAUCAGUACGAUUUCACCCGGGCUAAAAUAUGCGCCAGUUUAGCCUGGCUCUUGGCUAAAUCUUACGGUACAGCAGAGAGCGUCCCAGAGGAGAUCAGGGAGCCCUUCUACAGUGACCAGUAUGAGCAGGAGCACGUCAAGCCCCCAGUCACCAGGCUGCUGCUGUCCUCGGAGCUGUAUUGCCGGGUCUGCGGGCUGAUCCUGCGGGGCGAGGAGGGGGCGGCUGCACCCCGAGACAAUGCAGCCCUCCUCCAGCUCCUCACACGCAGGGGGCUGCAGCCCACCGACCAGGACCAGCCCAUCACGGAGGCUGACCUGAGGCUCCAGCCCAUCAAGAUGGUGAGCCCCUUCCUACCUCAUCUUUGA